Molecule: messenger RNA, 1821 nt
Organism: Lingula anatina
Lineage: Eukaryota; Metazoa; Brachiopoda; Lingulata; Lingulida; Lingulidae
Cellular component (GO): membrane
Source: RefSeq, a predicted model, not a curated record
AGGUGUGUUUUGUGACCCCACUCACGGAAAGGAGAGAACAUUAUAUGGAUUUCAUUUGGAAUAAGACAAUUUGUUCCCUGUGAUUGCAGACGUUCUUUUUAAUUGGCAAAGGUUGGUUUACACAGGUGACACUGAAAAAGGUGGAAUCACUGCACUGGUUACCAAGCUAAAUGGUGGAUACGCAACAGCUGAACUGUCCUUAUGGGUCGCCUGCUACUGAAAGUGACGUCAGUGAAUAGCAUGUUUAGAGCAGGACAGUAGAAGAGCAUGGGGGAGACGACUUGUCACCUACACCAUGGAGCAGCGGGUCUUUUUCUGUCGGUGUUGUCGGCUCUGGCACUGUCAGUGUCGGCACUUCUCGUCGGCAGUUACAAAGACGUCUCCGUCCUCGUGUUUUUGGCGUUCCGACACGUUGUAAUUUUUGUUCUCGCUGCCCCCUCCUGGCUCUGUGUUGCUAAGCAACAAGAUUCUGGACGGGAAAAAAUUGAUGAAGAGGUCGCCAGUGAAGAUUCAAAGUUGCUACAUCUUGAAAAAGUUGAUUCCGAGACUCGAAAUUCCAGCAGAUAUAAUUAUCAGGAAUGGGAGAACGACGAUUUUGACUUUAAAAGUGUGUUUAAGAGAGAAAACUCCGAUAUGAACAAUACUGAGAGAGAGAAUCAAAUCCUUAAAAAGGGAAGGGCAUCCCAAGAAAUUUCCCAGGGGAAUCUCGAGGAGGCAAUCUCCGAGAAACAAUUCAAAGAGUCUUUAGAAAUUUCCGAGACUAAAGGGCCUGAGAAAGAGGCUUCAAAAGAGUCAAAUGAAGCUGCGGUGGAAAGCUGUGACAGACCAAAAUCAGACUCAAGCAUCGAAGCAGCGAAACAGAAGGCACUGAAUGACGAGGAGAUUAUUCCCCUGACGGGCAUGAAGUCGAUACAAGACUGUGUCUUCGUUGUUAUACGGAGCUGCAUGGGGUAUUUGACGGCGUGGUGUGCGUUCUCUGCUUAUAGAUACCUGCCUCUAGGGGACGCAGCAGUGCUAGAGUAUACCGCCCCGAUUUACUCUGGGAUUCUGGCCUGUGUUAUACUGAAAGAACCGUAUGGCGUUGUGGAGAUUUGCUCUACGCUGGUUAUGUUGGCAGGUAUAGUGUUCAUAUCCAGGCCAAGCUUUCUCUGGGGAGAGUCAGACGCAGCUGAUCCGAUAGGUGUCACUCUGGCCAUAGCAACUGCCGUGACGUCAUCAAUUAACAUGCUUUUCGGGAGAAAACUGAAGCACGUAGAUAGUCUUUUUAUUAUAGCAUCUGUAGGUCUCUUCAGCGGUAUUAUUUCAUGGAUAGUUGUUUUGUCAACAGAGGGCGUGUCAUUUCCGGUCACGAUGUUGGAGUGGUGUGCAGUCGUGCUGAAUGGUGUCAUGGCAUUCACCGCCGCGAUUUGCUGCCAGGUGGCGCUGAAGAUCGAGAAUGUCGUCAUCGUAAGUUUAGGGCGCACUUCUGAGCCAAUCUUCGUUUUCAUCUGGCAGGUGACAAUUCUUCAUGUCAUCCCAACAUGGCCGUCAAUAGUGGGAUCUAUCUUGAUUUUAUCGUGCAUUCUCGCUCUUAGUAUAAAGAAAUGUGCGGGUGCUCAGGGAAACUGUGGUUUUGACGGCAGUCAGGACGCUGUAUCAGCCGAUAAACAGGGGACUUCUUUUGAAGGCAGUAGGCCCAUAUUGAACAGCAAAGGAAUUACGCUAAACUUAAAGCCUUUUAAUUAUUUGAAAGAUUUAAUUCUGUAUCAUCCUCAACCAAAUGUGUACAUAGCACAAAAGAGAGAUAGGGUAGAAAACACAGCACUUUUAGAUAAAAAUUGA